Molecule: messenger RNA, 1970 nt
Organism: Scatophagus argus
Lineage: Eukaryota; Metazoa; Chordata; Actinopteri; Scatophagidae
Gene: nsdhl
Product: NAD(P) dependent steroid dehydrogenase-like
Exons: 8
Coding region: 160-1197 (345 amino acids)
Biological process (GO): steroid biosynthetic process
Molecular function (GO): 3-beta-hydroxy-Delta5-steroid dehydrogenase (NAD+) activity
Source: RefSeq, a predicted model, not a curated record
UAGGCUGAGUUUCGGCUCGACCAAUUACAGAGCACUUCUCACUCAGCUGAUUCAGAUUCAGUUCUGGGUUCCUGCUCCCUUUAGUUGCAUGCACCGUUUCACCUCGCCUGUUCCACGUGCUGAGUGCUGAUCUCACCUGUUGGCUACUUCUCACUCAUUAUGGCCACGCGCGUUCGACCGAGUGGUAAACGGUGUGCGGUCAUCGGGGGGUCUGGUUUCCUGGGCAGGCACUUGGUGGAGAAGUUGUUGGAGAGAGGCUACUCCGUUUCUGUGUUCGACAUCCGUCAGAGCUACGAGCUGCCCGGUGUCACCUUCCACCAGGGAGAUCUCUGCGACAAACAGGCUCUGCUGCCUGCUCUGAAGGACGUGUCCCUGGUCUUCCACUGCGCCUCCCCAGCCCCCGCCAGCGAUGACCGUGAGCUGUUUGAGAGGGUCAAUAUUCAGGGCACACGCACUGUCAUUCAGGCAUGCAUCGAGGCUGGAGUACAGAAACUGGUCCUGACAAGCAGUGCCAGCGUGGUGUUUGAAGGGAGAGACAUUAAGAACGGCAGAGAGGAUCUACCCUACGCGAAGAGGCCCAUCGAUUAUUACACAGAAACCAAGAUUGAGCAAGAAAAGUUGGUCCUCAAGGCUUGUGACAAGGACAAGGGUUUCCUCACUGUUGCCAUCCGGCCUCAUGGCAUCUUUGGCCCUCGGGACCCACAGCUGGUUCCUAUUCUGGUGGACACAGCUCGCAGGGGCAAGAUGAAGUUCAUUAUAGGGGAUGGGACCAAUCUGGUGGAUUUUACCUUUGUGGAGAAUGUAGUUCACGGCCACAUCCUGGCUGCUGAGCGCCUGAGGCCGGACUCCCCCACAUGUGGAAAACCAUACCACAUCACCAAUGAUGAGCCAGUUAGAUUCUGGGACUUCAUGUCUGAGGUGCUGGUGGGUCUGGGAUAUGCUGCCCCCCGUUACCACCUCCCCUACACUCUUGUGUAUGGACUGGCCCUGCUCCUCUGGCUGCUGGCCCUGAUUCUGCGCCCUCUGGUGUCAUUUAAACCCACAUUUACACCAAUGAGAGUUGCCCUGGCCGGAACCCACCACUACUACAGCUGUGAGCGUGCCAAGCACGACCUGGACUACAAACCGGUAGUCAGUCUGAAGGAGGGAAUAGCACGCACAGUUCAGAGCUACCCUCAUCUCAGACAAGGUGCAUGAGCGUUGAGACACCCGUGGGCUCAGGUCAGGGAUCAGGUCGCACUGACUGGACAAUUCAAAAUGAGGGAACAGGUAGUUUAUUCAGACCCCACAAUGUGUCGCAUUAACUUUGUGUGCCUUUUCAGUGUUAAUGUACAAUUUUCACCAGAGGAUGGCAGUAGAUGGUCAUGUUUUUUCUCGACAUGCUGCAGUCUGAUAUUACUAAGGUAACUGGUAAAUAUUAAAUGCUCUUAAAUAUUAAGGGCUUUAAAUAAUAUUAUGUUGAUCUGACACUGUAAACUACAAAGAUGCACAAAUAUUCUUGUUCCAUUUUCAUGUGUUUUUACUGUGUGCUGUGCUGUACACACAUUGAGGUGCUGCUGUUUAUCUAAAAAGGCCUUAAAAUAUUCCACUGAAAGGUGAUUCUCCUGAUGCUACGUGCAUGAAAAUAAUUCAGUGAUGUUAGGCAGGCCUUUGCACUUAAAAUUGCUGCCUUACUCUGUUGUAAAAGUGUACAUGCUUAUAUUAAUGCUGAGACAGUUUUUGCUCUUAAUGUCCCUCCUUUACAUACUGACCAUAAACAGUCCUAAUGUGACCCCAAUGCAACAAAUGGGGGACAAAUCCGCAGUCUUAGUUAUACACAGAAAUGCAUUUCAAACUUCAGCCAAAGCUAAUAUGAGACUUUAGGAGUGUGGGAUCAACAAAUCAAUCAGCAGCCUCCAAACUUAUUGUGUUUUCUGGUGCAAUGUUCUCUUUGUGUGACUGGCAGAAUAAAGAAGAAAUUGAGCACUAAA